CCUUCUCAGGGCUCAGAAAUGCUCCGUCGUGCGUGUGAACCUCACCCUGUGGAUCUGCCAUCUGGGGGGACACUGGGCGGCUUCCACCCUUGGGCGACUGUGAACGCGGGAGGGGAUGGAGCCGCUUGGCAGCAACCUCGUGAGGAGGGUCAGAAAACACAGCAAGACUCACGCUGCGCGGCCGCUUCGGCAGAGGGUGUGGUGGUUCUUGGAACAUUGGAGACACACUUGCCAGGCAAGCCAGCCGUCCGCUCUCGGAGGUCACGCAGGAGAAAUGGAAACUCGAAGGAUCACACGAAAACCGGUAAGUGGAUUUUCACUGCAGCUGUAUUCGCAGUUGCAAAAACCUGUGAGCAACCCAUGAGCCCAUCACCAGACGAACAGCUCCGCAGAAGGGGUGCAGCCUACGAUAGGGUACUCUCCUCACGGAGAGGAACGCUGUCCUGCAGCACCCUGCCGCCCGGGGAGCCAGGAAGACGUCAGCCGCGUGGAAGAGCCAGGCACCGAGGGCCACGGGCCGUGCGAGUCCGUUCAUGUGUCAGUCGGGAACAGGCAAAACCACCAGCUCGGACGUCAGAUCAGUGGUCGUUGGAGCCGGGGCUGCGGGCAGGGGGCCCGAGGGAACCUUCCAGACUGAAAACAUCGCAGUGGCCGUGUGCGUUUGUCAGAACUCACUGAGUCAUACAUUAGAAAGGGGGAAUUUUUUUUGUACGUGAAAUUUACCUCAAUAAACCUGACCUAAAAAAAAAAUAAUGCUUUUCAAAGUUCCCCCUUCCAAAAU
Messenger RNA from Choloepus didactylus (southern two-toed sloth), 781 nucleotides. RefSeq lists its product as uncharacterized. The transcript is spliced from 2 exons. The record is from RefSeq and is a predicted model, not a curated record. NCBI's taxonomy places the organism in Eukaryota, Metazoa, Chordata, Mammalia, Pilosa, Megalonychidae. The coding region runs from base 19 to 678 and encodes 219 amino acids.